Molecule: messenger RNA, 1188 nt
Organism: Achroia grisella
Lineage: Eukaryota; Metazoa; Arthropoda; Insecta; Lepidoptera; Pyralidae
Gene: Prp18
Product: pre-mRNA-splicing factor 18
Exons: 7
Coding region: 145-1188 (347 amino acids)
Biological process (GO): generation of catalytic spliceosome for second transesterification step; RNA splicing
Cellular component (GO): U5 snRNP; U4/U6 x U5 tri-snRNP complex; U2-type post-spliceosomal complex
Source: RefSeq, a predicted model, not a curated record
UUUGUCUCGUAUGUGAUUUUAAUUAAUUUGUUGUCCUGUUUUCUUACAUUUAUUUCAUUUUUAUUUAUUUCUUAUUACAAAUUUAACGACAUAUUUUACUCAACGAUAGAAAAAUAAUUAAAUAACUUUAUUGUCUUAAUAGCAAUGGAUAUUUUAAAGGCUGAAAUAGCUAGAAAGAGAAAAUUACUUGAAGAAAAAAAUAUUCUUGACCCAAACAAAAGCAAAAAAUAUUUCAAAAGGGGUGAUUUAUUAGCGAAAGAACAAGAGGAAUACUUUAGAAAGUAUGGACCAAGUAAAACUGAGGAUAUGAAGAGUAAUAUUGUUGUGGAGCAAUCUGAAACAGGCACUAAACAAGAUAAAUCAGAAACAGAACAAACAGAAAUUGUGUUAUUACCAAGAUCUGAAGUGAUUAAGAGGUUGAGAGAAAGAGGACACCCUAUAUUGUUAUAUGGAGAAAAUGAAGUACAGUCAUUUAGGAGAUUAAGGAGGAUAGAAAUUCAGGAGCCUGAAGCAAACAGGGGCUUUAGAAAUGACUUCCAGGAGGCUAUGGAUAAAGUAGAUCAAGCCUAUUUAAAUGAAAUAUUAGCACUUGGAACACAGAGUGAUACAGAGAAGUCUUUAAAGGAAGAUGCAUUAGAUGACUGCAUUACAUAUGAAUUCAUUCAAGAAAUGGCCAAAACCAUGGGACAAGGCGACAGAAAUCAUGAUAUGAAUGUAAUAAUGACUCUUUUACAGUUCCUUCUCAAGUUAUGGGGUCAACAACUAAAUUCUGCUACUGGUGCAGAAAAAACAGCAAUAAAGCAUAAAAUGACUAGAGCAACAUUCACACAAACACAAGUAUAUCUCAAACCAUUAAUGAGAAAAUUGAAGAAGAAAAAUUUACCAGAGGAUAUUUGUGACAGUCUAAUGGAAAUUACGAAACAUUUAUUAGAAAGAAAUUAUAUUAUGGCAAGUGACGCAUAUUUACAGAUGGCAAUAGGUAAUGCGCCAUGGCCUAUUGGUGUCACUAUGGUGGGUAUUCAUGCCCGAACUGGACGAGAAAAGAUUUUUUCCAAAAAUGUGGCCCAUGUUAUGAAUGACGAAACCCAAAGGAAAUACAUUCAAGCACUAAAGAGACUGAUGACUAAAUGCCAAGAAUAUUUUCCAACCGAUCCAUCUAGAUGUGUGGAGUAUAGUACGACAGGAUAA